AUGAGCUACCGCGUCGAAGCAGCCGACUCGUACACCCUGUCACUCGAUGAGCAGAUCGGCUACCUCCUGGGCGAGGGCGUCUCCGUCAGCACCGUCGACGGCUGGUACAGCCAGAUCCGAGCGGCGAUCGACCACCUGAUCGAGAUGCCCAGGCUCUACCCGGUGGACGAGUUCCAGACCGAGGCCGUCGGCGUCGAGACGCGCAAGAUCACCGCCGGCGAUUAUCUUGUAUUCUACCAGGUCGAUGACGGGGACCGGCUUGUUUUACUCGUCGCGUUCGUACAUGGCGCGACACGCGCCCAGGGUCUGAUUCCAGAGGCCUCCCACGUCGAGCAUGUCGGCCAGGGCGGCCAGAAACAGGUCUUUAAGGCCGAUCUCAAUGGCACGACAUACGCGGUGAAGUUCUGUUCGUUGCCAAGGAACGAGGAAGACGACGAGGACCCGGGCGUUGAGGCAGAGGCUCGGCUUCAGCGUGAGAUCGAGAUCAUGCGCAAGUGCGACUCGGAUCACAUGGUCCGACUAGGACCGAUCGAUCUCACGAUCACGCAACACGGUGACGAGCGUCUGAUCUACUUUGCCGAAGAGUACAUUGUCGGCAAGGAUCUGGCGGCAUGUCUGAAGGAUGGCGUAUUCGAGCCCGAAGAGACCGUGCGGCUCGGAUUGGAGAUCUCCGACGCGAUUCGAUCUCUGUGGUCACUCGACAAGAUACAUCGAGACAUUAAGCCGCAGAACAUCAUGCGACGCGAUCGUGACGGGUCGUUCGUCUUGCUCGACGCGGGCUUUGCCUUUGAUCUCCAUGGAGAGUCGCUCAGCCAGGGGCUCUUCGUAGGGACGAUGGCCUAUUCGCCGAUCGAACAAUUCGACUAUUCGAGGCGGCGGACCUCGCUCGACUUCAG
Ostreobium quekettii is the source of this 896-nucleotide messenger RNA. The record is from the annotation of a GenBank genome assembly. Lineage: Eukaryota; Viridiplantae; Chlorophyta; Ulvophyceae; Bryopsidales; Ostreobiaceae.